UAUGUGUUGUUGUUGUCCUCCUCAGUGAACACCCUUGGCAUCAGUGAUGAGCUGAAACAUAAGCUGCAGGAUGUGAUGGUGGACAGACACAAACUAACCCUGGGAAAGACUCUGGGAGAGGGAGAGUUUGGCUCUGUGAUGGAGGGAGCGUUAACGCAUGAGGAGUGUGUUCUCAAAGUGGCUGUGAAGACCAUGAAGAUUGCCAUCUGUACCCGCACUGAGAUGGAAGACUUCUUGACAGAAGCUGCUUGUAUGAAGGAGUUUGACCAUCAGAACGUCAUGAGACUGCUAGGUGUGUGUCUACAGACAGUAGAGAGUGAAGGUUACCCCUCCCCUGUGGUCAUCCUGCCCUUUAUGAAACACGGAGACCUACACAGCUACCUGCUCUACUCACGCCUUGGAGACUGCCCCGUGUACCUGCCGUCUCAGAUGCUGGUGAAGUUCAUGGUGGAUAUCGAAGGGAUGGAGUAUCUCAGCAGAAACAACUUCAUCCACAGAGACCUGGCUGCAAGGAACUGCAUGCUGAAUGAGAACAUGAAUGUGUGUGUUGCUGACUUCGGCCUCUCUAAGAAGAUAUAUAACGGAGACUACUACCGCCAGGGCCGCAUCUCUAAGAUGCCCGUCAAAUGGAUCGCCAUCGAGAGCCUGGCAGACCGCGUCUACACCACCAAGAGCGAUGUGUGGUCAUUUGGUGUGACCAUGUGGGAGAUAGCAUCGCGCGGCCAGACUCCGUACCCAGGUGUGGAGAACAGUGAGAUAUAUGACUACCUGAGACAAGGAAACCGUCUCAAACAGCCUCCAGACUGUCUGGACAGCAUUUAUUCCCUGAUGUUCUCCUGCUGGUUCUUGAGUCCUAAGGACCGUCCUCUGUUUGAGACUCUACGUGGGGAGCUGCAGAAGGCUCUCGAGGACCUGCCGGACUCCCAGGACCCAGAUGAGAUCCUCUAUGUCAACAUGGAGGAGUCGAUGGAGCUGGGGGCCGUGGGGGGACGCGACAUCCGGGGCCUGAAGGGCUUGGACUCUGUGGCCACGGUGGAGGUGCACCACACCCACCCUAGCCGCCACGUCCUCUGUCCCCAACACGACACCAACCGCCUGCUCUCUGACUCCCUGGAGAGUCUUAACCUGGUGUCCUCCUCUUCCGCCACGCUGCCCCUGGGGACAACCCUACAACCCUCCGGGUGCUCCACCCCGACAAGCACGGCAGAGGUACAGGAGGACAGGGGAGGGCCCAGGAAGGUACCCUGGUAGUGAUGAAGGGCUGUGCGCUCACCACUGUCACAGAGUCAAUACAGACUGGUCAAUACCAUCAGAACUAUACAAUCCUUCCUGUCGGUAUUCACUGUCAGUCUUGACAGACAGACUGGCCAAUACCAUUUAAUCCCAGUCAAAUCAUUUAGCAAGCCUUUUUUGCACAAACAUACUCCUACACACACCCAUACACACUCCUUUAGGCAUUCCACUUUGUGAUUGAAAUAGUGGGAUUGUCCAAAUAUAUAUAGCUACGUCCUCACAUCUCCUCCUUCUUAAGCACACUUCGUACCGUAAUGAGUAUACAGGCUAUUGGCCCUGAAACCCCUAAGACAGACCAGACAGUAAAGACCAGUACCCCUCAGGCAGUAAAGACCAGUUCCCCUCAGACAGUAAAGACCAGUACCCCUCAGACAGUAAAGACCAGUACCCCUCAGACAGUAAAGACCAGUACCCCUCAGACAGUAAAGACCAGUACCCCUCAGACAGUAAAGACCAGUACCCCUCAGACAGUAGAGACCAGUACCCCUCAGACAGUAAAGACCAGUACCCCUCAGACAGUAAAGACCAGUACCCCUCAGACAGUAAAGACCAG
Molecule: messenger RNA, 1846 nt
Organism: Oncorhynchus masou masou (cherry salmon)
Lineage: Eukaryota; Metazoa; Chordata; Actinopteri; Salmoniformes; Salmonidae
Product: tyrosine-protein kinase receptor UFO-like
Biological process (GO): multicellular organism development; natural killer cell differentiation; platelet activation
Cellular component (GO): signaling receptor complex; plasma membrane
Molecular function (GO): transmembrane receptor protein tyrosine kinase activity; ATP binding
Source: RefSeq, a predicted model, not a curated record